GUAAACAAACAAAAAAACAACUCAAUUUCCCAGAGUCCACUUUCCUGUUUCCGGGGUGGGUUUAACGAAGGUCAAUCUGGUGGAGGAGUUACUGCAAACAUGGCAGCCUUCAGAGUAAUAAGGUGUGUGAUCAGAGAUUCUGCACGUCUCAGAAACGUGGACCAGAAAUCAGCCGUGCUGUUUCGAUGUGAAAGAAGGACGCUUUGCAGCGACUCUGCUAAUAACAGUCCCACAGAUGGCAGAAGUCCCCAGUUUUCAGACGAGGAGGUUCAGAAUAUUUUGACCAAAAUCACAGGGCUGGACCUGCAGAAGGCAUUCCGACCUGUUAAACAGGAGCUGAAGCCACCAGCCUACAGACUGAUGACAGACGCUCAGCUUGCACAGGCUACACAGAAAGCAAUGCAAGUUGCUAAAGAAAGGCUAAAAAUGCCACCAGUUCUUCCAGAACGAAAACCGAUUGAUGACGUUUUAGCAGAAGAUAAGUUCCUGGAGGGAUUGGAGACAGCGAAAUAUGUGUUUACUGAUAUUACCUUCAACAUCCCACACAGAGAGCGUUUCAUUGUGAUCCGGGAACCUGACGGCACUUUGCGCAAGGCAACCUGGGAGGAACGAGACCGGAUGGUGCAGCUCUACUUCCCAAGGGAAGGCAGGAGGCUCACGCCUCCACCAGUCUUCAAAGAGGAAAACCUAAAGGUUGUGUUCCUCCAAGACCGUCAGGAGGACAUCCUUGACCUCUGCCUUGUCCAGUUUGAACCGGAUUCACCAGACUACAGAAGAGUCCACAAUCUAACAUAUGAAGACAUUGAUAAAUAUGGAAAGUAUGACCUCCUGCGUUCAACAAGGCACUUUGGUGGAAUGGUCUGGUACUUGGUGAAUGGAAAGAAAAUAGACGGCUUGCUGAUCGAUAUGAUCCAGAGAGACCUAAUACAAGAUGCUGCAAGUGUUAUUCAUCUCUACCACAUGCUGCACCCUCAAGGUCCAUCUGCAAAGGAAGCUGGCAAGCAUCAAGCCCAAGGGAUUGAUUUGGUAAAGAUUUUUGCCAGGACAGAAUCUCAGAAGGCUGGAUAUAUUGAACUUGCACUCCAAGCUUAUCAGGAAACAUCAGCUGAACGUUCUGCACAAUCAUCCUCACCUUGAACUGACAAAUGCAGAAUCUGGUAACUUAAGGAGAAGGUGGUCUUUGAGAAGAAUUGUCCUUCACCCUGAAUGACCCGUUCUGUGCAACUGAUUACUUGUUGAAGGACUCGUACCAGUUUGUUACAGAAGUCUUUGUUAAUGCUUUAAUAAAAUACUGUACAUACAUUGUUUCAAAUAAAUUGACUCCAUGGACAUGCAUCAGCUUCUUCACUCUAAAGUUUAAGACUUCUUU
This is a messenger RNA of Polyodon spathula (Mississippi paddlefish), 1369 nucleotides long. RefSeq names its product mitochondrial ribosomal protein S22 (gene mrps22). Gene Ontology annotation, molecular function: structural constituent of ribosome. The coding region runs from base 100 to 1137 and encodes 345 amino acids. NCBI's taxonomy places the organism in Eukaryota, Metazoa, Chordata, Actinopteri, Acipenseriformes, Polyodontidae. The transcript is spliced from 8 exons. Gene Ontology annotation, cellular component: mitochondrial small ribosomal subunit. The record is from RefSeq and is a predicted model, not a curated record.